AUGGCUGAAGAAUUGAGCAAGAACUUUGAGACCCUCCAGCUCCAUGCGGGCCAGGAACCCGACCCGACCACAAACUCGCGCGCUGUCCCCAUCUACGCGACCACGAGUUUCACCUUCAAUGACUCGGCUCACGGCGCGAGGCUCUUUGGCCUCAAGGAGUUUGGCAACAUUUACAGCCGUAUCAUGAACCCCACAGUCGACGUCUUUGAGAAGCGCAUCGCCGCGCUCGAGGGCGGCGUCGCGGCCCUCGCAACCUCCUCGGGCCAGGCCGCCCAGUUCAUCGCCAUCAACGCCCUCGCGCACGCCGGCGACAACAUCGUCUCCACCUCGCUGCUGUACGGCGGCACCUACAACCAGUUCAAGGUCUUCCUCCCCCGCCUCGGCAUCCACACAAAGUUUGUCGACGGCGACCGCGUCGAGGAUAUUGCCGCCGCCAUUGACGAUAAGACCAAGGCUGUCUACGUCGAGAGCAUCGGAAACCCCAAGUACAACGUCCCCGACCUCGAGGCUAUUGCCAAGGUUGCGCACGAGAAGGGCGUUCCCGUCAUUGUCGACAACACCUUUGGCGCAGGCGGCUACUUCAUCCGCCCCAUCGACCACGGCGCCGACAUCGUAGUCCACUCCGCGACAAAGUGGAUCGGCGGCCACGGCACAACCAUUGGCGGCGUCAUCGUCGACAGCGGCAAGUUCCCCUGGGAUAACGGCCGCUUCCCGCAAAUGACGGAGCCCUCGGACGGCUACCACGGCCUCAAGUUCUGGGAGACGUUCGGCCCCAUCACCUUCAUCAUCCGCGCCCGCGUCGAGAUCCUCCGCGACCUCGGCGCCUCCCUGAACCCCUUUGCCGCCCAGCAGCUCAUCAUCGGCAUCGAGACCCUGUCGCUGCGCGCCGAGCGCCACGCGCAAAACGCCCUCGCGCUCGCGAAGUGGCUCGAGGCGAGCGACUAUGUGAGCUGGGUGUCGUACCCCGGUCUCGAGAGCCAUCCGUACCACGAGACGGCCAAGAAGUACCUCAAGCGCGGCUUCGGUGGUGUGCUGAGCUUCGGCGUCAAGGGCGGUGGCGAUGCCGGUAGCCAGGUUGUCGAUGGCUUCAAGCUCAUUUCUAACCUCGCCAACGUUGGUGACUCCAAGACCUUGGCUAUUCACCCCUGGACCACCACCCACGAGCAGCUCUCCGACGAGGAAAAGACGAGCUCCGGCGUCAGCGAGGACCUCAUCCGCAUCUCGGUCGGCACGGAGCACAUUGACGACAUCAUUGCCGAUUUCGAGCAGUCCUUCAAGAACGCCUCCUCCGCCUCCACCACGGGCAAGCCCGCUCCCGCGGCCGAGACCAAGCAGGACGACGCGCCGCUUGCGCCGUAG
Colletotrichum phormii is the source of this 1359-nucleotide messenger RNA. RefSeq lists its product as uncharacterized. The coding region runs from base 1 to 1359 and encodes 452 amino acids. Gene Ontology annotation, molecular function: transferase activity, transferring alkyl or aryl (other than methyl) groups; pyridoxal phosphate binding. The transcript has 6 exons. Gene Ontology annotation, biological process: transsulfuration. Lineage: Eukaryota; Fungi; Ascomycota; Sordariomycetes; Glomerellales; Glomerellaceae. The record is from RefSeq and is a predicted model, not a curated record.